This is a messenger RNA of Dibothriocephalus latus, 414 nucleotides long. NCBI's taxonomy places the organism in Eukaryota, Metazoa, Platyhelminthes, Cestoda, Diphyllobothriidea, Diphyllobothriidae. The record is from the annotation of a GenBank genome assembly.
AUGCCCAAGAAAGGCAAUGAGCUACUUUUUACCAGCAUAGGCGCUAUUGCGCUCAACGCUCAUUCCAAAACCGUCAGCUACGUCACUCAAGAUGAAAUCUCGAGGUUUUUCCAGGUGGCUGUUCAGAAUGAGGGAGAACAAACGGCAGUGAUAAUCAAAGGCUCCGAAAACUGCCUUACCCUGCACCUUAGCAGCAAAGAGAGACCGCUCGUCAAGUUGGCAUAUGAUGGUGUGGUUCAACUGAAACGGGAUGAUGUCAUACAGGGUCUGGUCUUCCUACAAUACACGAAGAAUAACAAGACUAGUAUAUUUGUUCUUCUGAUUUCUGAUCCCUCUACGGUCACAGCCCUGGAAGAGUCGAUUCAAAAGAAGAACAAAUCAGCCAUAUUAUGGAGUCAAGCUUGUGAAGCCUAG